This is a messenger RNA of Anoplopoma fimbria (sablefish), 980 nucleotides long. RefSeq names its product proteasome (prosome, macropain) assembly chaperone 3 (gene psmg3). Gene Ontology annotation, biological process: proteasome assembly. NCBI's taxonomy places the organism in Eukaryota, Metazoa, Chordata, Actinopteri, Perciformes, Anoplopomatidae. The record is from RefSeq and is a predicted model, not a curated record.
AAGAUUUCCUUUACGCUCUACAGACGCACGCUUGUUGUAGCUGAAGAACAGAGCGACACAGAGCGACACAGAAGUCGCUCAAAGUGAAGCGUUUCAGGGCAGAAGGAGCUUUCCUCUUUCCACAGACGGAGAGACAGAGAUCGACAAAAUGUCGUCUACUGAGGCCGUCAUCAGAUCGAGACAGACGGAGAAAGAAGUCAAUGGAAUUUCAACACAGGUCGUCUGUACAGAGUUCAGCAAUUACAUAUUCAUAGUUCACCAGUACGGAAAAAUGGGGACAUUGAUAUCUGUCACACCUGACUCCAGAUCUAAUGAUAUCAGCACCCCAGCGUUCGCCACUAAAGUACUGCUGGGCAAAGAUGAGCCACUGACACAUGUUUGUGCCAAAAACCUGGCAACUUUUGUCUCACAAGAAGCCGGCAACAGGCCUGUCUUAAUGGGUCUGGCACUCAAGGAUUCCUCCAUAGAUGCAAUAAAACAAAUGAAAGAGAUCAUCAAAAGUUGUCAAGUCUGGUAAAGAGUCAACAUAAUGGACACAAAGCCUGAAGGCUGGCUGAAUACAGGCCUUCUGGAUGCCCCCAAUGUCCUAUUUUUCUUCUGUGCUUUUUGAUACUGAAAGGACUUUACUAUUUACUAAAUACCAGUCUGUGAUUUGAAGACAAAAUAAAAGCUGAUACUUGUGCAAGAAAGAAAUGUAUAUAUCCAAUUUGAUUGACUCUGAUCUUUUUGAUUUGUUGAACCAGUGAAUUUUCUUUGAAAAUAUUUUAGUGUUUAUCUGGUUGUAAGAAGGAUUUUCUGCAAGCCACUGUGCUCUCAAAAACAGAAAAAUGUCCCUUGAUUAAGUUAUAGUUUACUGUAUUAAAUACAUAUUGACCUUAAUCCCUUUGUUUGUUAUACUUCAUGCUGUUUGAUAUUUUGUUUUUUAGUAUGCAAAUAUUCUAAAUUGUUUCAAUAAGACAAUUUAGAAAUAAAGCUUAAUA